Schistosoma mattheei is the source of this 690-nucleotide messenger RNA. NCBI's taxonomy places the organism in Eukaryota, Metazoa, Platyhelminthes, Trematoda, Strigeidida, Schistosomatidae. The record is from the annotation of a GenBank genome assembly.
AUGGAAAUUGGAUCGCGUUUUUUUCGCGAUAAUGAAAUUUUACUCCAGAUUAACAAAGACUGUCAGAGACUGUGUCCAGAUUUUGAUUUCUUUCGUCGUCCCACAGAGUAUUCUUGUUUAUCAUUAUUUGGAAAGGAAGUACCUGUUGGGGUGUUACGGAGAAGAGGGGAAACCUCUGCACUUCAGUCCCGUUCAUUGAAUAAAAAUCUUGCUGGUGUUACAGAUAUGAUUCAUCUACCUACCUACGCUCCUUUCCAACCAAGCCAUCGAUUAUCUUCUGGUUUAGUAACACAAUCACAAGAAUUAGAUGGUAGUCAUGAAGCUGGUCUAGGUGGGCAAAUGAAAAUUUUAUCGGACUUAUUAUCUAAAUUCGACAAUAAUCUAUCUAAACACUUUAAAAAAAUAGAACUUGUUCCGGAACAUUUUGCAUUUCGUUGGUUAAGCUUGUUGCUGGCACGAGAAUUCAUGCUCCCAGAUGUACUCCUAUUAUGGGAUACACUUUUCUCAGAUCCACACAGGUUCAACUUACUUCCAUAUGUUUGCUGUUCAAUGUUAAUUGGUAUUCGUGAUCAACUAUUGAAAGCAGAUUUUCCUACGGCUGUUCAACUUGUUCAAAAUUAUCCAUCAAAUGUCGAUGUAAUGCAUAUUCUUUUGAAAGCCAGAACGUUUUAUACAGAUCACCGGAUUUAA